UCGGCGGCGGUAGCAGCGCGAGCCCGUCAGAGCGGCAGCAGCGGCGGCGGCGGCAGCAGCAGCGGCUCGAGCCUCCUGCUCCUCCUCCUCCCGCGCCCUCGCCUCGUCCUCGCUCGCUCGCUCCCUCCCCGUCGGGCCGCAGCCCCAGCCCGGGAGCCGCCCGAGUCCAGCCCGAGCCGGAGCCGCAGCCGGAGCCGCAGCCGCCCGAGGCGCGGGCGCACGUGGCCGAGCGAGCCCCAGCCCAGCCCGGCCCGGGCCCGACGAGGAGCCGCGGCGGCGGCAGCGCCACGAGCAGGAGCGGCCCGAGCAGGCGGCGGCAGCGGCAGCGGCAGCAUGGGCGACCGGGAGCAGCUGCUGCAGCGCGCGCGGCUGGCCGAGCAGGCGGAGCGCUACGACGACAUGGCCUCCGCCAUGAAGGCGGUGACCGAGCUCAAUGAGCCCCUCUCCAAUGAAGACCGAAACCUGCUCUCCGUCGCCUACAAGAACGUGGUUGGUGCUAGGCGGUCUUCCUGGCGUGUCAUCAGCAGCAUCGAGCAGAAGACCGUGGCGGACGGCAACGAGAAGAAGCUGGAGAAGGUGAAGGCCUACCGGGAGAAGAUCGAGAGGGAGCUGGAGAGUGUCUGCAGCGAUGUGCUGGCCCUGCUGGACAAGUUUCUCAUCAAGAACUGCAACGACUUCCAGUACGAGAGCAAGGUCUUCUACCUGAAGAUGAAGGGCGAUUACUACCGCUACCUGGCGGAGGUGGCCGCCGGCGAGAAGAAGAGCGGCGUGGUGGAGUCCUCCGAAGCCGCCUACAAGGAGGCCUUUGAGAUCAGCAAGGAGCACAUGCAGCCCACCCACCCCAUCCGGCUGGGGCUGGCCCUCAACUUCUCCGUCUUCUACUACGAGAUCCAGAACGCCCCUGAGCAGGCCUGCCUCCUGGCCAAGCAGGCCUUCGACGACGCCAUCGCCGAGCUCGACACGCUGAACGAGGAUUCCUACAAGGACUCCACUCUGAUCAUGCAGCUGCUACGAGAUAACCUCACCCUCUGGACGAGCGAUCAACAGGACGAGGAGGCGGGAGAAGGCAACAACUGAGCGCCCGACGCCCCCCAUCCCCCCACCCCCGCCCCGAGCCAUCCCCAUCGUCCUCACUGACACACGUCCCUCAGUACCUAGUGCUAAACCUAUCUGUAUUGUCCGCACAGCGACUCGAAGCUGCCCGCCCUCCCGCGAAUCAGGAAGCAGCCCCGACAAGGCGUCACGGGCACUGCGGGAUCGAUGGGCGCUUGGAGCCCAAGCGUGCUCCCUCCCUUCUUGGGCUGUGCACACAGGAGGCUCUUGAUUGGUUGUGUGCUGGGAAUCAGAGUGCAGGGAAGGGAGGGAGGGAGGGAGGGAGGGAGGGGAGAUUGGAAGGAGAAUUAGUCUACAUUGAUCUUAAAAGUGUGUCCCAUUUCAGCUGAGCUAAUAGUGUUUUGUUGAGCAGUGCGUCACCUGCAUGCGGAAUACGUUGACCCCCCCCCCUCCCCCCACCACUGUCUCUCCGCCAACGGGAAACAGGUACAGGAAGCUGAUGCACCAAGAGACAAGCCGAUCCCCCGUCAGCUUACAAGGGACUGUCGCAAAUGUGAGCUUUCAACAAUGCCUUGUUUUUGCCUCUUUAAAUUAUGUGCACAAACCUUGUUUUCAUUGCAAUGCCUCUAAAAGUUUUGAUACUUGUAACUUUGUUUUUUUGGUUGCGAUUGUUCAAGAAUCAUGGAUUUAUUAUUAUUAUUAUUAUAUUUUUUUUGGUAGCUCUGGCCGUUGUCCUUGUGUAUUCUGACAGCGAGUGCCAUGUGUCAGCCCAUGUCAAUCAAGGUGGGUGAUUGUGAAGCACCAGACUUCUAAAAUAAAUGUUUUGGAAUUCAGUGGAUAAAAUAAAUGCUGCUUUGGGGAUAUCAUCGCUA
Molecule: messenger RNA, 1925 nt
Organism: Dromiciops gliroides (monito del monte)
Lineage: Eukaryota; Metazoa; Chordata; Mammalia; Microbiotheria; Microbiotheriidae
Gene: YWHAH
Product: tyrosine 3-monooxygenase/tryptophan 5-monooxygenase activation protein eta
Exons: 2
Coding region: 334-1077 (247 amino acids)
Biological process (GO): signal transduction
Cellular component (GO): cytoplasm
Source: RefSeq, a predicted model, not a curated record